UAUCUAGUGCUGGAGAUCUAUAAAGUAAAAUCGAAAAUAAAUUCGGUUACUUCCAAAACACACAAAUCUAUCAUUUGCUCCAUAGGUAUUUAAUUAUUACAUCUGGCAACAAGUAUUUGAGCUUAUUUUGGGUCACUGCGUCGCUUCCAACUUGCUUCGUUAAUUUUUUUUAGAGGUGCCUUUCUCUAAACUUGCAUAGCAAAGUAGAUGUUUUUGUUCAAGAAAGCUGGCGGGUGUGUUAAAGCAUAAUUAAGUUAGUGAUAAUCCAAAAUACAGUGAAAAUUCUGCUUAAAAGUUCAGAUAUUUAGUUAAUGAAAUAGUCAAGCGGGCGGGCGCGACAGGGGCCACACGGCAGCAUCAUGGACGACGACCAGCAGUUCUGCCUGCGCUGGAACAACCACCAGUCCACGCUGGUGUCGGUGUUCGACACGCUGCUGGAGAAGGGCAUGCAUGUGGACUGCACGCUGGCCGCCGAGGGACAGACGCUCAAGGCGCACAAGGUCGUGCUCUCUGCGUGCAGUCCAUACUUCGAGAAUGUCCUGUCACAACAAUUCGACAAGCAUCCAAUAAUUAUCCUAAAAGACGUGAAGUACGCAGAACUGAGAGCCAUGAUGGACUACAUGUACCGGGGCGAAGUGAACAUCUCACAGGACCAGCUGGCUGCGCUGCUGAAGGCGGCCGAGUCCCUGCAGAUCAAGGGCCUGUCGGACAACAAGCCGUCCCGGCCGCCGUCGCGCCCCGCGCCCGCGCCGCCCACGCCCGCCGCCGCGCCCGCCGCGCCCCCCGCCGCCAUCGCCGUCGCGCCGCGCGCGCCUGACACGCUGCCACAGAUGCGGGACGGCAGCGUGGACAGCCGCGAGGGCUCGCUGAGUCCCACGCGACGCCGCAAGAAGCCGCGCCGCCUGUCCAUAGAGGCGGCGGUGCCGGCGGCGGCCGCGCCCCCCGCGCCCGCGCACUCCCCGCCCGAGCCGCUCUGCAAGGAGGAGGGCGCGCGCGACGGCGUCGAGGACCUCACGCUGGACGACGAGCACGACGAGCCCAACAUCGCACACAACGACGUCGUACGCAAUUUUCAGUGGCACAUGGAAAGAUCUCAGGACGAAAUAAUGAAUUCGAGUGACGGCGUACGAGAUUCGCAAGAGCUGAGCGGCGCGCUGCUGACGCUGCUGUCGGCGCAGCGGCUGGCGGCCGCCUUCAACAACAACGUGGCGGCCGAGCCCAAGGACGAGCCCGAGCUGGAGUAUGACGACACGGACGACAUCGUGCUGCCCGAGGAGGACGCGUGGGCGCCGGGCGCGGCGGGGGCGGGCGCGGGGGGCGCGGGGGCGGGCGGGCGCGCGCGCGGCGGCUCCAGCUCGGACGACGCGUCGCGCCAGUUCGAGUGCCGGCACUGCGGCAAGCGCUACCGCUGGAAGUCCACGCUGCGGCGGCACGAGAACGUGGAGUGCGGGGGCAAGCCGCCGGCGCACCAGUGCCCCUACUGCAGCUACCGCGCCAAGCAGCGCGGCAACCUGGGCGUGCACGUGCGCAAGCACCACCACGCGCAGUGGCUGCUGUUCGCCGGGGCGCGCGCUGGGUGUGUUGCAGGCUGCGGCGAGGACGUGUCGUUCACGCGCAUCGGCGGGCUGAGCUGGGAGCAGUGGUCGGCGCGGCUGGCGCUGCCGCUGGUGGCGGGGCUGCGCGCGGGCGCGGGGGGCGGGCCGCCCGGCGCCGGCGAGCCCGGCUUCUCGUGCGGCGACUGCGGCCGCGUGUACAAGCUCAAGUCGUCGCUGCGCAACCACCAGAAGUGGGAGUGCGGCAAGGAGCCGCAGUUCCAGUGCCCCUACUGCGUGUACCGCGCCAAGCAGAAGAUGCACAUCGCGCGCCACAUGGAGCGCAUGCACCGCGAGCUGCGCGCCAAGCCCGAGCCCUUCGCCGCGCGCGACAACGUGGACGCCUGCUCCUAGCCGCCACGCGCCCGGCACCCGGCGCCCCGUGUGAUACCGACAACGUUACCUAUGACCUACUAAUUAAUUUAAUCAUGCAUAGUUUAAGAGAACGUGGAUCGGCGGAUGCCUCGAUGAUCUUGAGACGAAUUACUCAAAGUAUUCAUACUAGUUGCAGAUGCGAGUUUGUGGCAGUAUAUGAAACUGUUGCAUUUAUCCAGUAUGUUAAGGUGACAAGUGAUUUUUGUAUAGGAUACGCUUUUUAUACUUUUUGUACAGCAUUUACUGUAUUAUCAUCGAUCAUUCCUGGUUAUUAUGUAAGUGAAUGUCGCUAGUGGGAGUCGGCGAUGAGAGCCGUUCUUGUACCACACGUUGGACCGCCAUUUUAUUGUUACCAGUUUUUUCUAAGAAUAUUUUCCUAUUUUUUGUCAGUACAAUAGACCGCAACGCAGAUUGUUCAGGGUUAUCUAGGUACGAUGUAAGUUAGAGUUAGUGAGGAAGUGCAGAUGCACGGACGGCUUGCCAGGUGUAGGACAUGCGGCCCCAGAGGGCGCGCAGCGACACGAACAUUCUACUUCUCUAUCAUGUCUCUGCCAUAAUGCAUGUUCCAAUAUUUUUGUAAUACUCACUAAGAUUUUAUUUCAUUUAUUUUUAGAUCUCUUUACAUUCUAAUGCAUUUAUUUUAUAGUAAUAAUAAGGUUAUUAUACAUUUUUCAUUGUACCCGAAGAAUGAAAUCUUAACUAUUUUAUUAUUACAAGUAAGUUCCUUGAAAUUAGUGUCUGUUGACGGUAGAGCGUUAUUUUAAACUGUGUUAUUGAUAUGGAAAUAUAUGUAUUAGGGGCCAAUAUUUGUGAUUGUUUGUUCAAAUGUUAGCAUUGUCAGCGUGUUAUGUCGUGCCUUAGAGUUGGCCUUCGUUAAAUCGUUAAAACUAGGUUUAGGACACUGCCAUUAAGAAGUUAAUCAUUUUAAAAAGUCGUGCACAAUCAUGUUGUAUUUAAGGAGAUAGAAAAAAUCUUCCAAUUAGUAUGUAAGUAUUUUUAUACCAUGUAGGAUUUAUACGAUUUAGGUUUAAAACCAGCAGGAGUUACCAUCAUUCAAUCAACACGUAGUUCACAUCAGUACAACAUACCAACUUGUAGCGAACACAGUAUCAGUACAACAUAUUAAGUCUUGUCAGUAAAACUAAGUGCCUUCAAAUUAUAUAGUCAUUAGAGUUUAAAUUCUUUCAUAUCUAUUUUUAGAACACCAUUUCCAGGUAAAUUGUCGCAAUUAGAAAUUGAAAUUUAUGAAGGUUGUGAUUUUGUUAACAUUUACAAUGACAAUAAAUUAUAGUAUAUUAUGUCGGCUACAGAUUACCUAAAUUAAAGAUUUAUAUUGCUCGUUUUAUGUGAAAGUAAUGUAAAUUUUCCAACAUAGCUGUGAUACAAUAUUCUCAAAUCUUCACUAAUUAUACAUUUAGGUCGUACUCAUUAGUUCUCGCUGUAUGCCGCUGCAGUAUCAUUAUGUUAGUUAUUGAUCAUCCAAGUGAGCUAUUUAGAAAUUAGUCUACUAUUAAUUUUACAUAUACUGCCUUCAAUAGUUUUGUUUACUCGGCUCCAAUUAUACUCCUAUAAAGUUACAGUGAUUUAUUGCAUUUGAUUGUACUUUUAUAACUUUUGUAUUUUAAUAAAGUUGCUAUUCUUCGAAA
Messenger RNA from Plutella xylostella (diamondback moth), 3613 nucleotides. RefSeq lists its product as uncharacterized. The record is from RefSeq and is a predicted model, not a curated record. NCBI's taxonomy places the organism in Eukaryota, Metazoa, Arthropoda, Insecta, Lepidoptera, Plutellidae. Gene Ontology annotation, molecular function: protein binding. Gene Ontology annotation, cellular component: nucleus. Gene Ontology annotation, biological process: regulation of transcription by RNA polymerase II.